UAUUCUUUCUGCACUAUGUCAUUUUCAUAACAAAUAGGUUACCAACAUUAGACGGUCAUCGACAGUUGGCUAGCUAACAUUAGCCUGUUUAUGCUACCGACAGCUAACUGUUUCGUUUGGCUAGCCAGGGCUACCUGGAAAACGUAACUUAGAAGUCGAGUUAGAUUGCUUGUUUACUACCAGGCUAUGUUGUUAACUGUAGAUGGCUCGCGGUUGUGACUUAUAAUGUUAUUUCAUAUGUAGAUCAAUCGCCCGCAUUCUCGUACUGAGCAAAGUUGAUAAUGUAACGUUAACAUUAGCUAACGUUACCAUAAGACUGUUCGGAUAUGUUUCUCUGCUGACUAGCUAGUGAGUGCAAUAUUUUAAGAAUCAGGAAACCUAACACAAGUUUUCCAUACAUCGAACAUUAUCUAGCCAGUUUAGUUUCCAACCAUUUACAUUGUCGCCCAGCUAGCUAUAUAACCAGUGACGUCUUAUCUGUAUGGUUCUCUCGAUAUUCGCUAGCCAACUAGCUGGGGAACCUAUCGUUACGUGAAGUUCGACCCAAUUCAAAACAUUGUUGGAUUAUAGCAAUGUUUGUAACUUGCAUUAGUUAUCUUGUCAGUCCUUGAAGCUAGGUAGGCAACGAGAAAGGCAAACGGCAUUUACUUAAAUUAUCUUUAUAAAGACACGCAGGCAGUAAGUGGGAAAGAAGCACCUUUAGCGAACUUACUUCGCAAACUUGGAGGCGUAACGUCAACAUUUGCACGAGCACGGAGUUACCUCCUGUAAUGUACUUAUGCUGUCGGAUUUACUAUGUUACCUCAAGUUUCUCAGUCAGGUGUCGAUAUACGUAAAGCUAACUAGCUAGCAAAACGAACUUAAAUUGAAUCAAUCAAUUCAUGCAUUCCUCUACGUUUUGAAGCUGCCAAGAACGCGAUUGUAGGUAACGUUAGCCUUUAGCUUACAAAUGAGCUAUAACCUUACAGUUAACCGUCAAGCAAAUCUCUUCGUCAGCUAGCUUUGCAAAUCGGGUACAUGGUGUUUCUAAUAACCGAGACGCUCUCAUGGUUCUUUAUAUUUAACGUUACAAGUAUCGACACUACACCUGAAAGCAAGAGAGGAUUACCACGGAAGGGAAUAGCAGUUCAUGGAAGACAAUAAUAUCAAGACAGAAGAAAAUAAAAUAUGGGAAGGUUCCCAGGAGGGCACAGAGCAGGAAAAUAAAGAUUCAAGCCAGCCUAUAUCCACAGAGACAGCUAGCCCGGAGACUCACCCAGGUCCCCCUGCGCCUGUGGCCCCCUGUCCUGUCCCCGCGGCUUCGAGUGGCCCCCCUUCGGGUGGGAACAAUGCAAAGCGGGCAGUUGUGGCCAACGGACAGCCCCCCGCCGCAUCCAGUCCGCCACAGCGCUACAUGCCCCGUGAAGUGCCCCCACGAUUCCGUUGCCAGCAGGACCACAAAGUGCUCCUGAAGAGGGGCCAGCCUCCACUCUCCUGCAUGCUUCUCGGAGGAGGUAACGGUGGGGAAAGCACGCCCCCCCUCUCUCAUGGAGAUAACCCCGAAUCAAGCACAGCUGGAGCCUCAGAUUCUGGCUUAGGGGCAUCUCUCUCCCCGUCAUCCACCUCAGCGGCCACUGCUUCUGAAGCUUCCAGUUAUGCAAAUUCAACUGUGGGGGAGGGCUCUGGCAGCCAACCCUCCUCUCUGGACUUGGACAAGGUGAUCAUGGAUGGUACUAAGCUGGAAGAGUGGCCCAGUGUUUUGGAGGCUGGCCUGGGUGUAAGAGAGACAGAGAAUGAUGGAGCCCAGAACAGUAGUGCCUCUUGGAGUGAUGGGUGCCAGCCGCAGCCGCCGCCACUGCUGCAGGUGACAUUAGGAUCAGAGGCCGUCGAAGGAAAAGGUAGUCGGCCCAGUAGUCCCUUGUCUGCAUCAUCGCCCAGCGAAUGUCCUCAGUCCGGUGGGAUAUGGGUCUCCUCUACUCAGGCUGAAAUUGGGGAAUUAGUCGGAGAUACAGCACAGUCCUCCAUGUCCAAAGGCUCCCCUCCUCCUGAAAAUCAAGAAAGUUUACUUGGCAUCAGUAGCGAGGUGUCUGGUGCCAACUUCAAUCCAAAUUGCAAUUCUUCAGCCUGGCCUGCCUUGACGCAGGAUGAGACCGAGAGGGCUAUUGCUGCUACCAUAGAGAAGAAAGCGCCCUUAUCUCAAAGUUCAGUUUCCUCCAUGUCAGACAAUGUCCCCAUCGCUUCCCCUCCCAACUCUGCAAAUCUGGCGAACCAAGAGCUUCAGGCACAGGAAUUACGCUCUGUAGACGGCGAGCACAUGCUUAGCCAGUGGGAUAAUCAGGGGUCAGAGGUUAAAACAGGACCAAAAAAAGGAGACGACGACAUGGACUCCAGGAUUCCAGGGGGCGUGGGAAACCUCUCCUCAUCAUUCUCUGCUGCGUCGUCGUCCCCCUCUUGGAAAAGCCCGCCUCUGCCAUCGUCUAACUCCAACACAGGUGCCUCCAGGGCUGACUCAUGGGACACAGGGAUGGAGGGGGGGGGUGUGUGGGCCACGGAGAGCCCCACUGAUAAAAAGGGAGGACAGGUGAGUGGCAACGGGUGGGGGGUGCUGGGAAACGAGGACAGCUGUAUGACCCACAGGGUCUCUCAGGGAGCGCGGGACGGGGAGGGGGAGGGGGGUGACGUGGCCGCGGACACAGACGCACUCGAAACUGCACGGCGUCCCUGCAGCUCGGCAGCAGACAGCGGCGGCGGGGACGGGAGCGGCAGCAACAGUGGAGGCGGCAGCAUCGGUGGAGGUGACGGCUUCUCGCAGGGCUCGCAGGGAUCUCCGACCUUUGCAGCCGAGGAGAAAGCCGAGGAUAAUCAGAAAGGGGAUGGAUCAGCAGGGGUGUUUACAGGUCAAGAGGAAAGCAGAGGGGACAGCAGCUGCAUGUCCAGCACUCAGCACCACGACCAUGACCAGGCCCAGGUCCCCUCUGGGCACCAGACCCCCGAACCUGCGGUGGCCUUAAGGAACAUGCUUGGACGGGGAGACUUGGACCCCAGAGUUCUGUGCAACACCGGCUGGGGGCAGACCCAGAUUCAUCAGAAUGUGGCCUGGGACGUGGAAGUAGAGGACAGAGGCGCCCGAAGAAGCUCUUCUGUUUCUACUUCGUCCUUCAACCGUACUGGCCGUGCCGCCGCGUACCCCGGCAGCACCAGUGCAGGCGAUCCUGACCCAGUGACUGCUUCGCAGAGGUGUGGCUCGGCACAUCCAAAAGAGGGCUGGCACGACGUUAACACUUCACUGGCGUCGCGAGGCCCCCCAUCACAAGACUCCGCUGUUCCGAAAGCCGCAGCGGUCACGGAAGGCGGCCACGGAAAAGCGACCAGGGGCCUGAGCAGAGGUGACGCUGGGGUAAGCCAGGGAAAAGGAUGGGGCAAGGAGGAGCCAGAAUGGAGGGAGUCUAAAAGGGAUGAAAGAGAUGGAGAGCGUGCGGAAUGGGGAACAUUUGGAGAACAGGGUACCUCAUCCGGCAGGAAAGGCAGUGGCUGGGGAGACGGACAGGAAGAGAAAGGGACUGGUGGGUGGAAGGAACCCUCCACGGGCACCGGGGACUGGAGACAGAAUCAGUCUGCUGCCGUCAACAGCUCAUGGAAGGACGGCAAGGGAAGUGGUGCAGAUGAGGGAUCUUGGUCCAACUGGGACGACGGAAGGCCAAAGAAAAGCUGGGUGGGAGGGGGAGGGGGAGGUGGAGGUGGAGGUGGAGAUGUCGGCGUCAAAGCUUAUCAAGGCUGGGGUGCGAAGCCAGUAACAACCAGCCAGCCACCCACACUGAAAGGCCCAAAUCAGCAGCAACAAUCACCGGCUCCACAGCCGCUUCACUCGGACACGAGGGCCUUGCAAGAGGGCAGGGGAAGACCUGGCGGCGCCCCGCCCGCUCCCGCUCCCGCUCCCAACCAGAACCAGAACCAGAGCUCUGGCUGGACAUCUGGUCCCAUCCCGCAGGUGGCCUCCUCGUCAGAGUCCAGUGGCUGGGAGGAGCCCUCUCCUCAGUCAAUCAGCCGCAAGAUGGACAUUGACGAUGGGACGUCUGCCUGGGGUGACCCGAUCGGUUACAAAAGCAAAAAUGUCAAUCUGUGGGACAAGAACGGCAAACCGGAUCAGCAGCAGCAACAGCAGCAACAGCAGCAGCAGCAGCAGCAGCAGCAGAAGGCCCUUGGCAGGCAGACGGGACCCCCCAUGAACCGGGAUUCAAAUAUGGGUAAAGCACCCCCCAUGUGGGGCGCUGUAGGCAGGCCUCCUCCAGACCACUCUGUGGACAAUGGGACAGGAGCCUGGGGGAAAGGCCCAGAGGCCUCCAGUGGUUGGGGUGAACCAGACGACCCUGGAAAAGGCAGUGGAUGGAGCAGCCGCUCUCCCAAUCCAAUAAAGUCCGGGUCAAAGACUACGCCAGAGGGCUGGGGUGAGAUGGAGAGCUCGAUGGGCACAUCUCGCCACGCCAGCUGGGAGGAUGAGGAGGAAGGCUCGAACAUGUGGAACAGCACAGGAUCUCAAGGAAACAGCUCCUCCUACAGCUCUGUUGGCUGGAGCCACGGAAGCAAAAGGGGCAACAAUAAGGGUGGAAUGAAGGGUGGCGAAUCGUGGAUGAAUCCUGUGAAUAGGCAGUUCUCAAAUAUGGGCAUCUUGGAUGAUGAUCCAAGUGUUCAUCAGGACAAAAGGAUGGAAGGCGACAAGAGGGGGAUGAGCGACUACAACGGAGAGAUGCGGAAAGGAAGAGGCGGCGGCGGGUUCCGACCACCAGCCUCAAAGGAGGUCGGAGCUGGAGAGGCCGGGCCGUACUUUGACAAGAUGGGAGGCCAUGGCGUGUACGGUGGCAGCGGGGGCGUGGCUCAGCACAGAGGAAUGCACCCCAUGAACCCCGCCCAGGGGAUCCGUGCACAAGUGCCUCCUCAGUUCUUGUCCCCUCAGGUUCAAGGCUCCAUGCUGAAGCAGAUGCCCCCGCCCACUGGUAACCUGGUCGGGGGGAUCGGGGGGGUGCCAGGAGGAGUGUUUCCUCCCCAGCUCUCACCCCAGCACCUGGCUAUGCUGAGUGGCAUCCAUCCUCAUAUGCAGCAGAUCCUGGCUUGCCAGUUGCUUCUGCAGCAACAGCAGCAACAGCAGCAGCAACAGCAGCAGCAGCAACAGCUUCUCCAGAACCAGAGGAAGUUCCCACAGCCCAUGCGCCACCAGCCAGACCCACAGCAGCUGGCAAGAAUCAUGGCCGUUCUCCAGCAGCAGAGGCAGCAGCAGCAGGGAGUUGGAGGAGUCGGGACGGUGGGUUCCAAACUGUCUCCCUCCCACCUGGCAGGGGCACCCCCCAAACACCCAAUGGCCGAGCACCUCCAGCACCCGGGGUUGGGUGCUACGCUGGCUGAACUUCAAGCCAAAACCCAGGGGGGAUACCCAGGAUAUGGCUCUGUGGCUGGCAACCUGUCGGGGCUGGAGCUAGGGGCGAUGGUGGGGGCGCCGGGCGCCGUGAAGGACUCCGUGGGGCCGCAGUCUCGCUUCAAGUGGAUGAUGGAGGGGCACUCCACCGCCCCCUCACCCCCUGACCAAGCUCUCCACAAGAACGGACCCUUGCCCACCCCAGGCAAACUCAUGGGCAGCACCCCUUAUGCUCAGUACGACCUGCUUGGAGGGGAUGGUUCUGGCAUGACUUCUCAAGUUCUCUCAGACAACUGGCAAAGGACUCCGGGCAUGGGUCAGGGUCCCAUCAUUGGUACAUCGAGCUGGCCCCCUGAGUUCCAGCCCGGAGUGCCCUGGAAGGGGAUCCAGAGUGCGGACCCAGAGUCUGACCCCUACGUGACCCCGGGAGGUGUGCUCACCCCCCACGAUCCGCCUAAUCUCAGUGACACGGACCAUCAGUUACUGCGAGAUAACACAGGCUCAAACCCCGCCCUCAACACCCUGCUGCCUUCACCCGGUGCCUGGCCGUACAGUGCCUCAGGAAGUCCCCUCACCAAUGCACACAGCUCAGCAAAGUACUCGGAGUACAAAUCCAGCUGGCCCCCUGAACCAAUCGGACAUAGUAAAUCCUGGAAAACCAAUCGCAACAGCUCUCAGCCUUCACGCCCACCUCCCGGACUCACCAAUCAGAAGCAGAGCAUGGCAUCACCUUGGCCCACUGGAGGCCCACGGGCAGCCCGAGGCUGGGGCGGAGGGGGCAGCCAAGAGGCCAGAUUUGAGUCAGACUCUGCGUGGAGCGAUGGCACAGCCCCCAGAGGAAGCUGCUGGCUGCUGCUAAGCAACCUUACCCCCCAGAUCGACGGCUCCACUCUGCGGACUAUCUGCAUGCAGCACGGCCCUCUGCUGACCUUUCACCUGGGUCUGACCCAAGGCAGCGCUCUGAUUCGCUACAGCACCCCGCAGGAAGCAGCCAAGGCUCAGUGUGCCCUGCACAUGUGUGUUUUGGGCAACACCACCAUACUGGCUGAGUUUGUGAGCGAGGAGGAUGUGGCUCGAUACUUCGCACAUUCCCAGGCUGCAGCCGGUGGGGCUGGUGGCAGUGGUGGGGCAGGAGGCAUUGGGGUAGCCCCAGGCUCCGCAGGGCCAGGCACAGCAGGGGCCAGCAGUGGUGGGGGUGGUGGUGGUGGCGGUGGCGGCGGAGCCCGAAAGGGCGACCGAGAGCGAGCCCGAGGAGGGACACUGCCAGGCGGGAGCAGCAAUGGCGCCGAGGCAGGGGCUGUGGGCAGUGCGGGGCCCUCCAACACAGGCUGGCAGAGCCUGGACGUCACUGGUGCCCCUCUGGACGCCUCCUCGCCACAGGGAUCCGGGCUGGGAAUCUUCUCCCAGUGGAGCACCAACGGGGCUGGGGAAGGGGAGGGAGACGGAGUGGGGAUGGGGGGAGGGACUGGGGUGGUGGUGGAGCCGGGGCGUGGUGGCCUCUGGGGUGGCAUGACCCCAGGGUACCCCAGCAGUAGCGGCGGCAGCAGCCUCUGGGGCGUCCCCCAAAUGGAGGACAGACACCAAAUCAGCAGCCCUGGUGCUCUGUUACCAGGCGACCUGCUGGGGGGGGGGACUGAUGCCAUCUGACCACCAUGAGCUCACGAGACACUCACACACACACACACACACACACACUCACACACUCACUCACACAAGGACACAGCUUAUACACUGGCUGAAACUCACUCACAUGCACUUGCACGCACAGACACACACACACACACACACACACACACACACACACACACGCUGCAUACAAACACAAACACACUGCACGUGGAUACACACAUGAACACAUACACCGUUAGGAAUUUCAACGUACACUGGAAGAAUAGAUGUGCAUACACUAGGGAUAGCCACAAACAAAAACACUGACACAAAAUGUACUUACUCAUCCAGUGGCAGAAUUCAACAGAGAAAAAUAAAAUGUUUGUACGCAUUUUCCUGUAAUGUAACUGAAUGCAGGGACUGUUCUAGAAAAAGUACAAGGCCUUCUUUCACAAAUGAAGAUUUCAACUGCUUAGACUUGAACAUUUGAAAAGUCCAAGUCCGUGAGCCUGAGGCACUUAACGGAACUUGAUCCUAUUCAGCUGGAGACUUAUUUGAGUUAUACAUGCACAUCCAAAUCCAGAAAAGCCUUGAAAACAGAUAGUCAUUGUAACAGUGUUACGAACAUCAUAUGUGAUGUAGGGCAACAUGCAAUUUCUUUCUUUUUUAAAGUCCCUUCUGGACACUGAAUCAAAACACAUGCAAAUACACUGCUCAGAUCCAUAGUAGAAAACCAUGUGUUAUUGUGAUUGUCAGUUCAUGUUUAUGUUGCUUCAUUUUGAGCGGUGAAACACCCAGUAUUGUCAUUGCUCCGGUCAAACCCCAACCUCCUACUGUCUUUAUUUCCUCUCUUGUCAAUGGUCAUCUUAGUGGUUGUCAUUAUCAUUAUUAAUAUAAUAAUUCUUUUGACUAUUAUUAUUUUGUUUGGCUGUUUGAGGCAUUUUCUGUAGGUGGCCAGGUACUGUGUCGAGGACACUGCGUUGUGAAUGUGUGCGAGUGAGACCAAAUGCAUAGACUGUGUCUGUGUAUGCGUGCAUGGGAGUGAGACUUUUUUUCUAAUGUGUGUUUGCGCAAAAACAUCACUCUUUCGUCUCCUUGAAUGUUUGUUUGUGAAGCUGCUUUACAGAACGUCUGUAUCGGUCAGUGUGCUCUGUACGCUACGUGCUGGUUGUGUGCUCAUGAACAUUGGCACUAAUAUUGUUGUUUUUCAUUUUAAAGUGUUUUUUAGGGUACUCUGUGUAGUCUUUUUUAUUGGCCGACCUGCAAUAAUGAUUGAGAGAACCUUUUUUUCAGAAUCACCCGUCAGAAGGCAUAUGCAUCUCGAAAGACCAUGCCAAAUCUUACUAGACUGAGCAGCGCAGCAAAGAUAUUUACAGACGCCUAAGAACUGUUGUAAUAUUUGUGUGUGUUAUGUUGUUGUUUAUCGUUUUAAGUUAAGAGACUUUUAACACUCCUUUCAGUGUUUUGAUUUGAGAUUUUACAAAGAGAAACUUUAUUUAAGAAAAAAAGAUUUAAGAGGUAUAAUAAAUAUGAAAGUAUUGGCUAUCA
This is a messenger RNA of Clupea harengus (Atlantic herring), 8542 nucleotides long. Its product is annotated as trinucleotide repeat-containing gene 6B protein-like. The record is from RefSeq and is a predicted model, not a curated record. Lineage: Eukaryota; Metazoa; Chordata; Actinopteri; Clupeiformes; Clupeidae. Gene Ontology annotation, molecular function: nucleic acid binding. Gene Ontology annotation, cellular component: P-body; nucleoplasm. Gene Ontology annotation, biological process: miRNA-mediated post-transcriptional gene silencing; positive regulation of nuclear-transcribed mRNA poly(A) tail shortening.